This is a messenger RNA of Eruca vesicaria subsp. sativa (arugula), 799 nucleotides long. NCBI's taxonomy places the organism in Eukaryota, Viridiplantae, Streptophyta, Magnoliopsida, Brassicales, Brassicaceae. The record is from the annotation of a GenBank genome assembly.
UUUCAUUUCAACCUCUCUGAGAAAGGAAGCCACAACUCCGAUCAAAAAAUGGGGAGUCGAAUGGGAAGACGAGUGGUUCAUUUCGCGAAUCUUCCGAUCAAGCUUCUGAUGCCGACUAAACUGACUAACAUCCACGAAUUCGCGCUGAAAACGAUCCCAUCCGCGACCAAGAUCGAGAUCAAGCGAGUCCUGGAGUCUCUCUACGGAUUCGAGGUCGAAAAGGUGAACACUUUGAACAUGGACGGGAAGAAGAAGAAGCGCGGUGGUCUGUUGAUUGCCAAGGCGGACUACAAGAAGGCUUACGUCACGCUCAAAAACCCUCUGUCGAUUUCCAAGGAUCUGUUUCCCGUGAAGUACAUCGAGGAAGAUAGGAAGAGUAAAGUGAAAGGAUCUAGCUUUGUUGAGGAGGAAGAUGAUAAGAAGAGUCACUGGCUUGAUCAGAAGGAGAAGAGGGAAGUCGGUGGUUACCGUAAUGGUAAUGGUAAAGGUCGUCGCGGCGGUGAUAGGUCUACUUCGCCGGCGAGAGGUGUUGCUCCUGCUGCUGCUGCGACGGCGGGGGCCAAGUUUCCGUGGAGCAACAUGAGAUUUGGUGGCAAGUAAUGUUUUUUUUUUGCUAGGGUUUAUGACCAAACUGUUAUCUGGGAUUUUUGUUUCUGUUGCUUGCUUGAAGUUUCUGUCUUAAAUUCAGACGAGUUUGAUUGUGGAUUUUAUAAUCUCAAAUAAAUUCUUGAAUUGCAAUUUGCUAGAAUGCAUAAUCAGAGAUUACUUCGUCUCUGCAAUUGAGUUUCUGUUCAAUCAC